Molecule: messenger RNA, 836 nt
Organism: Juglans microcarpa x Juglans regia
Lineage: Eukaryota; Viridiplantae; Streptophyta; Magnoliopsida; Fagales; Juglandaceae
Exons: 1
Coding region: 78-656 (192 amino acids)
Source: RefSeq, a predicted model, not a curated record
UUCAUCGCAGCUCAUCACCGCUGCUUUCAACGCUCUUGUUUGCUUUAUCGGAAAAUCUUCUAUCUGUCUCGAUUUCUAUGUCGAUGUCUAUUAGCUUUGUUGAGGACCGGAAUAUCAAGAAGCGGGUCCGGUAUGAGGACUCCGACGAGUUGGACUCCCCCGAGGUGAAGCGUCUCCGGGAGAACCUUCUGGAUUUCCUCGACGACUCCGAUCCCGAUGCGACCAUUCAGGACCUUGCCUCCGUCAUGAAGAGCUUCGAGGAAGAGAUAUCUCCGGCUUCUUCGUCGCUGGUGCCGGUUGUUGACUUGACUUCUGAUUCCGGCGAGUCCCAACCGGAGCUGGGUUACCUUCUUGAAGCCUCUGACGACGAGCUUGGCCUGCCACCCUCGGGUAGUUCUUCCGGGGAGGAAGUGCAGAAUCUGGAGACCGACUUGAUUCGUGUCCCGUUUGACACGUCUGGUGUCGGCGAGUUGUGGGGGUUCGAGGAUCAGAUCCCGAAUUACGACGCGUUCGAGUUCGGUGUGGGAGAUGGGUAUGGGAUCACCGGCGAGUACGUGGCGUUUGAUGGGGGGCUGUUCGAGUACUCCGAUCUGUAUUACGAAUCUUCCGAUUUUUCCGAUCCCUCGUGGCGGCACGGAACUUUGCCAGCACAAUAAACCCAAAAAAAAAGAUAAAAAAAGAAAAAGAAAAAAGACUACCGAUUGAAUAUACAGGGCCCCGAUGAUGUAAAUUUUGUUUUUGUUUUUAUUUUUUUUAACUUCUCUUAUUAUUAAAAGAAGCUAAAGGAAAAUACGUAGGGUUAGGAUGAUAUGAAAAAAAUGCAUUAAUUCGUGAAA